This is a messenger RNA of Penicillium alfredii, 705 nucleotides long. Its product is annotated as glutathione S-transferase family protein. The coding region runs from base 1 to 705 and encodes 234 amino acids. The record is from RefSeq and is a predicted model, not a curated record. NCBI's taxonomy places the organism in Eukaryota, Fungi, Ascomycota, Eurotiomycetes, Eurotiales, Aspergillaceae. The transcript has 2 exons.
AUGAGCCGACCUAACAUCACCCUCUACACCACGCAGACUCCCAAUGGGAUCAAGAUCUCCAUUGCGCUGGAGGAGCUGGGCUGGUUCCUGAAGAUCAACCCCAACGGCCGCAUCCCCGCCUUGACCGACACCUUCAGCGAUGGCCAGACAAUCCGCCUGUUCGAAUCGGGAGGCAUCCUGCAAUACCUGAUCGACCAGUAUGACCCCGACCACAAGAUCUCCUUCCCCAAGGGCAGCCGCGAAUACUACGAGAUGAACAACUGGCUCUUCUUCCAGAACGCCGGCGUCGGUCCUAUGCAGGGCCAGGCAAACCACUUUUCACGGUAUGCGCCCGAGCGCGUCGAGUACGGCAUCAACCGAUACGUGAACGAGACGCGUCGGCUGUACAGCGUCCUGGACAAGCACCUGGCCGAGUCCAAGUCCGGGUACCUGGUCGGGGAUCAUGUCUCGAUCGCCGAUAUUUCACACUGGGGCUGGGUGGCGAGCGCGGGAUGGGCCGGUGUCGAUAUCGACGAGUUCGUGCACCUGAAGGCGUGGGAGGAUCGUAUGGCCCAGCGAGCUGGUGUGGAGAAGGGCCGCCAUGUGCCUUCGCCACACACAAUCAAAGACCUUCUCAAGGACAAGGCCACGGCGGACAAGCUCGCAGCCGAGACCCGCUCGUGGGUGCAGCAGGGAAUGAAGGACGACGCCAAAAGCAAGGUGUAA